Ictalurus punctatus (channel catfish) is the source of this 2161-nucleotide messenger RNA. RefSeq names its product melatonin receptor 1A b (gene mtnr1ab). The record is from RefSeq and is a predicted model, not a curated record. NCBI's taxonomy places the organism in Eukaryota, Metazoa, Chordata, Actinopteri, Siluriformes, Ictaluridae. Bases 209 to 1264 code for a protein of 351 amino acids. The transcript is spliced from 2 exons. Gene Ontology annotation, biological process: G protein-coupled receptor signaling pathway. Gene Ontology annotation, molecular function: melatonin receptor activity. Gene Ontology annotation, cellular component: membrane.
CUCGCCGCCCGAAUUAUCAAAUGCGAAUUCGCCACAAAGCUAUAAAAAGUGCGCGCGCGCGCACGUGCUGCCUCGCGACUGACGCGCCGCACGCGACGAGGCUUAUUCCCAGUCUUUUUACGCAACCCAAAGUAUAGACUACUCGAAAAGUUUUGCAAUGGCGCGAACACCUGUGAGUGAUGCCGAGGACUGAAAAGUGUGGUUUAAAAUGAACACAAAUGGCAGCAUAUUAUCGAACAUUUCCUCGCUGCCCCCUCACGAGCUCACACUCAGCCGUCCUCCGUGGCUUUCCUGCACUCUGGGGAGCGUGCUCAUCUUCACCAUCGUGGUCGACAUACUGGGCAACCUGCUGGUUAUUAUCUCCGUGUACAGGAAUAAGAAGCUCAGAAACGCAGGGAACAUAUUUGUGGUGAGCCUGGCAAUAGCAGACCUAGUGGUGGCAGUUUAUCCCUACCCACUGGUGCUGAUGUCUAUUUUCAACAAUGGAUGGAACCUGGGCUUUGUACAUUGCCAAAUCAGUGGCUUUCUGAUGGGAUUAAGCGUCAUUGGGUCCAUAUUUAACAUCACUGGCAUUGCUAUAAACCGGUACUGUUACAUUUGUCACAGCCUCAAGUAUGACAAGCUCUACAGUGACAAAAACUCCCUGUGUUAUGUGAUCCUAAUCUGGAUCCUGACCGUUGUCGCUAUAGUGCCGAACUUCUUCGUGGGCUCGCUGCAGUAUGACCCCCGGGUGUACUCAUGCACGUUCGCGCAGUCAGCCAGUUCGGCUUAUACCAUUGCCGUGGUCUUCUUCCACUUCAUCCUUCCCAUAUUGGUCGUCACAUAUUGCUACCUGAGGAUCUGGAUUCUGGUCAUACAGGUACGAAGACGCGUCAAGCCCGAUUUCCGAACCAAGCUUACACCACAUACCGUGAGGAAUUUUGUCACCAUGUUUGUAGUGUUCGUGCUUUUUGCCAUAUGCUGGGCACCGCUCAACUUUAUCGGUCUGGCUGUUGCUGUGAACCCUGAGCGGGUAGCGCCUCUCAUCCCGGAGUGGCUCUUUGUAUUCAGUUAUUUCAUGGCCUACUUUAACAGCUGCCUUAACGCCAUUGUCUAUGGACUGCUCAAUCAGAACUUUAGACAGGAGUACAAAAAAAUCAUCAUCUCAUUUUGCACUGCUAGGAUGUUCUACGCGGACAGCUCUAACAAUGCUGUUGACAGGAUAAAAAGCAAGCCGUCAGCUUUAAUGUCAAACAACAACCAAGUCAAAGUUGACUCGGUGUAAAGACUUAAAGGGUUGAGCCACUGGGAGAAAGAAAUACUCCAAAUACCCAUCUGGACCCUUUGGGACUGUAAAUGGUAUUAUAUUGUAAUAAACAUAUAAACAAUGUAUUGAGACAUACAGGGUGUAUGAGUUUUCUUUACCAGUUUCUUUUUAAAUGGUGCACUGCAAAUAUCCUAUCUCAUGUUUACAUUUCAGAAUGGGGAAGGAUAUAUUUAUUUAUUGUGACAGUUUGAUAUUCUGUUGAUAUUCUAAGGCUAUCAGUCUUGUGCCCAAAUGUCAUCUCAGAGUAACAAAAAAAUAAAAGAAAGGAAAAAAUAUUUGAUUUAACAUUUGACGUUUCAUAACUUUGAACUGGAUGCCUUCCUGUCUCUGCUCACAGUCUUUAAAGCUCUUGUCUAUAGCAUGUGAAAUGCUCUAAGGCCAUUUUUAAGCCUUAGAGCUUACCAAAUAAUUGUUGUUUGACACUAAAUGUUUGUUCCAACAUACAACAGUCAGCAAUAUUAUGUGAGUUUUUUGAACACAAAUUGAUGGAUUGGUGAACAAAUUGCACAUGCUUUGUUUGUUUUUCAUUGGGAACUUAUUUCUAUAAUCUUGUUGUAUGUGCCAUAGCAUUCAGGGUGACUCAGAAAUGUCAUAUGACACCACAAUACUGUAACACUCUAGUGGAACCAUCCAUCCACAAACCUUUCUUCUAAACUCCAAACUCAAACUGGUAGCCAUUUCACCAAAAAUGACAACAGUACUGUAAAGAAAAGAAAAAUGUAAAGACAAAUGCUGCCAGUAUGUGUUUGUAACAUUGUUUAACAUUCUUUUUUUUUUAUCGCCCUGUAUAUGAAUAACAGCGUUUAAAUAAACUAAAGCUUGAUGAUAAGGUAAAAGUGCUGGAAAUAUUUAUCA